AUGGGUCUUUUCCACCACCAUCACGAACAUCAGGGUGGCCCUGGCGGUCCGCAGGGAGGUCCUGGAGGUCCUGGUGGCCAUGAGGGAGGUCACGGAGGCCCUGGUGGCCCUGGUGGCCCCGGUGGUCCCGGUGGCUUUGGCGGUCCCCAAGGUGGUCACGGAGGCCCCGGAGGCCCUGGUGGCCCCGGUGGUCAGGGAGGCUUUGGUGGUCCCCAAGGUGGCCCUGGAGGCCCUGGCGGCGGUCCUCAUGAGGGUGGUCACGGAGGCCCUGGCGGUGGUGGCUUUGGCGGUCCAGGUGGCCCCGGCGGGCAUGAGGGAGGUCACGGCGGUCCUGGUGGUCCUGGCGGUGGUGGCUUUGGUGGCCCCGAUGGUCACCAAGGCGGUGGUGGCCCUCACGGAGGUGGUCCUGGAGGUCCCGGAGGUCACCAGGGUGGCGGCGGCUGGUGA
Molecule: messenger RNA, 447 nt
Organism: Penicillium odoratum
Lineage: Eukaryota; Fungi; Ascomycota; Eurotiomycetes; Eurotiales; Aspergillaceae
Exons: 2
Coding region: 1-447 (148 amino acids)
Source: RefSeq, a predicted model, not a curated record